Aspergillus welwitschiae is the source of this 4246-nucleotide messenger RNA. Its product is annotated as hydroxymethylglutaryl-coenzyme A reductase-domain-containing protein. NCBI's taxonomy places the organism in Eukaryota, Fungi, Ascomycota, Eurotiomycetes, Eurotiales, Aspergillaceae. Gene Ontology annotation, biological process: isoprenoid biosynthetic process; ergosterol biosynthetic process; coenzyme A metabolic process. Gene Ontology annotation, molecular function: protein binding; hydroxymethylglutaryl-CoA reductase (NADPH) activity. The coding region runs from base 546 to 3809 and encodes 1087 amino acids. The transcript is spliced from 3 exons. Gene Ontology annotation, cellular component: endoplasmic reticulum membrane; peroxisomal membrane. The record is from RefSeq and is a predicted model, not a curated record.
CAAAAAGCCAGACACACCCUAACCCAUGGUUUUGGAGUACUUUAGGCAACAUUUUUCCCCUUCCUUGAGAUGAAUGAAUGCACUGCCACACCCGUACUCCAUAAUUCACUCCAUAACGGGAGUGCCACAGAGCAUGGGCCAGUCAUGUCGGCGAAUGCGGAGGCGGGCUAGUAUGUACUCGGUCGAAGGGUAACUACGUACUAAGCAGUAGGCUAGUAGUUAGGAUGAUCAACUAGGCUACUGUGUAAAGUAGGUUUCAUUGUUGUCCUUGUUGUUCCAAACGGGUGAGAUUUUAGUUUUAGGUCAUCGCUGUCGCUCAUCGGCCGAGCGAACGCGCUAGUUCUUUGAAUUCCUGCGAGGAUGCUUGCUUUUGUCGGUCAAUCUACUCGGCCGGAUUUUGGUAAGCUGCGUCUUACUCCUUUAAUUUUGGGAGGCAGUCAAUUGUUCCAUUCUACUUCAAGUACUCAAUUUCCUUCCUCUGAGUGAUUGCCGAUACGUGAGAUUAAAGACAUCCUCUUCGGUUUUUGUUGUAUUCCCGCUAGAGGAUGGCUGGCUCACUUCUUCCCUCGCGCUCUCGUGGGGACCAGCCGGUGUCGUCCCAGAAGACUCCAUCACGGUUCAAGGAGAAGAUCACACCGGGGUUGCUCACCCUCUCCCGGCUUGCAUCCGCGCAUCCGAUACAUACAGUGGCCGCCGUCGCCUUGCUGGUUAGCUCCAUAUAUAGCAGUUUAUUGGAAGACAGUAUAUUCGAUAGGACCAAGUCUGUGGCAAAGGCAGACUGGUCAUCGCUCACUGCUGGGAGUAGACAACUCUAUGUGGGCCCUCAAUCCGACUGGAACUGGCAGUCGGAGGUUCCAAACAUUCCAGUUUCCAGCAAUGUCGACCAUGCCGCGCUUCUUACUUUGGUAUUCCCGGAGAAGACGGAGGCCUUCCACGAGUCCUUGGCCACGCCUCUGCUCCAAUUGCCGAACAACCUGUCUGUCACGCCGUUGCCCUCGACUUCCAAAUCCCUCAGUACCUACUCCAACGAACAUGUUCAUGCUUUCUCCCUCCCCUACAGCCAAGCAUCCGACUUCCUGGCAAUGGUCCAGGAAGUACCAAACAGCAGCCCAGGCCAGGAGAUGGACCACGGUGAACAACGAAUGUGGAUAAUGAAGGAUGCACGAGCACAAACGCAGAAAAGUCUGACAGACCGAGCAAAAGAUGCCUGGGUCGGCUUCGUGGACCUUCUCAAGAAUGCCCAAACAGCGGAUAUCGCCAUUAUGCUGCUAGGGUACAUCUUCAUGCACAUGACAUUCGCAUCGCUGUUCUUCUCCAUGUAUCGCAUGGGCUCUAAAUUCUGGCUUGCCACAAGUGUGUUGUUCUCAUCCACAUUUGCCUUUGUGCUUGGUCUGUUCGUCACUGUGGAGCUUGGUGUACCCGUCAACAUGGUUCUCCUCUCUGAGGGCCUGCCGUUUCUGGUGGUCAUUGUCGGGUUUGAGAGGUAUAUCGGUCUAACGCGGGCUAUUUUAACGCAUGCCAUGGAUCGCCGCAGCCCAUCUGAUAACACACAAUCAGCCAUCGAAUUUGUUAUCAACGACAAGGGAUCAGAGAUUGCUAAGGAAUACGCUAUUGAGAUCGCGAUUCUUGUAUUGGGGGCUUUGUCUGGGGUGCAGGGAGGGCUGCAGCAGUUCUGCUUCUUGGCCGCAUGGACUCUGUUCUUUGACGCCGUUCUUCUCUUCACAUUCUACACCGCAAUCGUCUGCAUUAAGCUUGAAGUCAACCAGAUCAAGGGGUACACCGACAUGCGUAGGGCGCUGGAAGACGACGGUAUUAGCUCCCAAACGGCUGAGGAUGUGGCUAGGAGUAACAGCCCGAGCAAGCCCGAAACGACGCUUUUCGGCAAAAGUACGCAUGUCCCUCGCUUCAAGGUCCUCAUGGUUGGCGGCUUCCUCCUUGUGAACGUUGCCAGCAUGUGCAUGGUUCCUUUCCGCAAUACACACUCAGUUAAGGAUCUGGCUCGUGGACUAGCUGGUGUGGGUAUGUCUCCACCGGUGGAUCCCUUCAAGGUAGCCUCUCGUGGGCUCGACGUGAUCCUUGACAAGGCCAGAUCAACCGGCCAAGAUACAAUUGUCACGGUUCUCGCCCCGGUCAAGUAUGAGUUGCAGUUCCCCGCUGUGCACUAUGGCCUUCCUGUAAUGGGGUCUUCCAACGACAAUGAAGGCAUAGCUUUCAACCUUGAUGGAUAUGGUAUCGGCGGUCGUGUUGUUGGAGGCUUGCUCAAAAGUCUGGAUGAUCCGGUCUUUUGCAAGUGGGUUAUUGCCGCGCUGGUGCUGAGUGUUGUCCUCAACAGCCACCUCUUCAGUGCAGCUCGGCAGGGCGUUAAGAGUACGCCAGAUGACUCCACUGAACCAGAGAAGACAGUCAGUUUGCCAGUGGCUCGCAAUGUACCAUGCGAGUGCCAGCGAGUUGUUGUUCCAACUAGCCCGGCAGCCGAGGGAGAAUUGGCAAUCAAACGCACCCCAGAAGAGAUGGAGCUAAUGCUUUCAGAGAAACGCGCCCAUGAGUUAACCGAUGAGGAAGUUGUGGAGCUCUCCCUGCGCGGAAAAAUCCCCGGCCAUGCUCUGGAGAAGACCUUGAAAGACUUUACCCGCGCUGUCAAGGUCCGUCGCGCUGUCAUUUCCCGCACCAAGGCCACCGCAGAUAACACCAAUGGUCUGGAACAAUCCAAGCUCCCGUAUGAUAACUACAACUGGACUCGGGUCUUCGGUGCAUGCUGUGAGAAUGUUGUCGGCUACAUGCCAGUCCCCGUUGGUUUUGCUGGACCUUUGGUCAUUGAUGGAAGAAGCUACUUCAUUCCUAUGGCGACUACCGAAGGGGUCCUUGUCGCCAGCGCGAGUAGAGGAAGCAAGGCCAUCAAUGCUGGCGGCGGUGCUGUAACCAUGUUAACAGCGGAUGGAAUGACUAGGGGUCCCUGUGUUAGCUUUCCAACUCUGGAUCGCGCAGGCGCUGCUAAGAUUUGGCUUGACUCCGAGGAAGGCCAAACGACAAUGCAAAAGGCCUUUAACUCGACUACUCGCUUCGGGCGGCUUCAGUCCAUGACCACUGCGAUUGCAGGCACUAACCUUUACAUUCGGUUCAAAUCUACUACGGGAGAUGCUAUGGGUAUGAACAUGAUCUCCAAGGGUGUUGAGUACGCUCUAGAAGUGAUGAAGUCCGCCGGAUUUGAAGACAUGAAGAUCAUAACACUGAGCGGUAACUUCUGUGCCGACAAGAAGCCCGCAGCGAUCAACUGGAUUGAAGGACGUGGAAAGAGCGUUGUUGCAGAAGCCAUUAUCCCAGGAGAUGUUGUGAAGAGCGUGUUGAAGUCAGAUGUUGACUCCAUGGUCGAGCUCUUUGUAGCUAAGAACAUGAUCGGAUCGGCUAUGGCUGGGUCUAUAGGAGGAUAUAACGCACAUGCUGCGAAUAUGGUAGCAGCGAUCUUUAUCGCGACAGGGCAGGAUCCGGCACAGGUUGUAGAGAGUGCCAACUGUAUCACCAUCAUGAAGAAUCUUCACGGUUCGCUCCAGAUUUCGGUCUCGAUGCCUUCUAUUGAAGUUGGUACAUUAGGAGGUGGCACCAUCCUGGAACCUCAAAGCGCCAUGCUCGACAGUCUAGGGAUCCGAGGAUCGCAUCCCACCGAACCGGGAGCGAACGCUCGGCAGCUCGCUCGCAUCAUCGCUGCUGCUACUUUAGCUGCGGAGUUGUCGCUCUGCGCCGCGCUGGCUGCCGGUCAUCUGGUCAAGGCACACAUGCAGCAUAAUCGUGCGCCUCCAGCCGGUGGGAAGUGAGGCCUAAACUCUGUACUUAUAUAGUAUGAUCAGCAGGUCUGUGAUACGGGAUAAAGAACUCUGAGUAGAUAGACGGUAGACUAGCUGUGAAGGUAGCAAUAGGCGAAAUAUGGAAAAAGAUGGUGAUGAUAGAACACGCUUAUCAAAAGAAUUGCAGGCUACUGCUGCUUCUCCGCACAACUUGCAGACUAAUGCAAUGAGAAAGGUUCGUUCAAGUUAGGCGAAAAAUCCUUCAUUCGGUGAUUGGAUCCUGAUGAUCAGAAGACCGGGCGAUCGCUUUCUAAGUCGCAAAGAAGAGGAAGCGGGAGAGCCUUUGGGAGGAGCAGGUGAGAGGAGGACAGCCGGCGAUUGGGGGGAACUACAGUGAUCCAACAACUUACUCGGCAUUAACUUACCUUCUCUUAUAACUCUAUUAAUAUCUAGCCAGAUUAUCGAUC